Closterium sp. Naga37s-1 is the source of this 5166-nucleotide messenger RNA. The record is from the annotation of a GenBank genome assembly. NCBI's taxonomy places the organism in Eukaryota, Viridiplantae, Streptophyta, Zygnematophyceae, Desmidiales, Closteriaceae.
AUGUGGCUACCACAAGCGUUUGCUAGCCAUGGGUGCCUGGAGCAGCUGCUGCUGAAAUGCUCCUCCCUGACCUCCCUCACACUCCCUCCGCCGUUCUGUCCUCUCUCAUUUUCCAAUCCACUCACCAGCCCUAAUUCCCUCACACCCCCUAGUUUCCUCACUCCUCCUGCUAGCACAGCCUCUCCCUCAGCUGCCACGGGAACCACCGCGACCAAGCGAACCGACCUCCACCGCUUCGCACUCCCCCUUUCUCUCCGCCAUCUGCAUCUACAGUGCCCUUCAUUAAAGUCACUCCCGGACUCCAUCACCCUCCUCUCCUCCCUCACUCACCUCAGCCUCGUCUCCUGCUCCUCCCUCCGUCUCCUCCCCCCCUCCAUCAGCAUCCUCUCCUCCCUCACCUCCCUCACUCUCGACCACAUCCCCCUCCUCUACUCCCUUCCUGACUCUCUCGGUUCCCUCUCCUCUCUCGCUUCCCUCCAACUCUCCGACCUCCCAUCCUGCACCGAAUUUCCAGACUCUAUUGGGGAUCUCCACUCAUUACAAGAACUCUUCAUUAGUAACUUUGUUCAGCUACAGGAAUUGCCGUCGUCCCUCUCCGGCCUCUACUCCCUCCGCCGCCUCACCAUCACGGACUGCAAUGAUCUGAUUACGCUGCCCGAGAAUUUCGGUCAGCUUGAAAGUCUCGAGGAGCUAACCAUACAGCAAUGCCAUUUGCUGGAGCGCCUACCUGCUUCCUUCUCCUCCCUCUCCUCCCUCACCCAACUGACCAUCAACGACUGCAGCUCUCUCUCUCGCCUCCCAUCCGCGCUUGGCCUCCUCUCCUCUCUCAGAUCCCUCCAACUAUCCGACCUCCUCCUCCUCUCCUUUCUCCCCUCCUCACUCUCUCGCUUGAGCCACCUCACCCUCCUCUCUCUCCACCGUUGCGACUCUCUCUCGUGGUUUCCCCCCUCUCUCUUCCACCAGCCGUCCUUGGAGCAUCUCACAAUAACCGACAUGAAGAAAGCUGUUCUCUCCUCCCUCCCUCCUGACUUCGGCCACCAUUUACCCCGUUUGAAGAAGCUCCGUUUAAUGGAGUACAGUAGCAUUAUGGAGAAUGAACCGCGUCUCAAGGCGCUACCUCCCUCGCUCCCCCAGCUUUCCUCCCUUGAGUUCCUCUCCCUCGCCUCCUUCUCGUGCCUCUCUUUGCUUCCAGAAGACAUUUCCCGCCUCUCUUCCCUCCACACGCUAGAAAUGAAGAACUGUUCUUCACUCACGCAUCUCCCACCCUCGCUCCCCUCCCUUCCCUGCCUCACUCUCCUCCACAUUGACGACUGCCCUUUCCUCUCCUCGCUCCCCUCCUCCCUCAGUUCCCUCUCCUCCUUGCAAGAGCUUAAGAUUCAUUGCAAGAGGCUUCUGUCUCUCCCUCACUCACUCCCCCUCCUUUCUUCCCUUCGCACACUCCACCUCAACUCAUGCCUCUCACUCUCAUCCCUUCCUCCGAACUUAUCCCGCUUAUCCUCCCUUCACACACUUUCUAUCUCUGACUGUCCCGCGCUGCACCACCUGCCGACCUCUCUCCCACUCCUCCCCUCUCUCCACACCCUCGCUCUCUCUGGAACCGGCAUCACAGAGCUGCCCUUGGAGUGUGAUUCCGUGCUGGAUUGCAGUCACUCUGACCGUGAGAACGGACCGGUGGGAGGGGUAGAAGGAGAAGAAACAGCAGCAGCAGCAGCAGCAGCAGCAGCAGCAGCAGCAGCAGCAGCAGCAGCAGCAGCAGCAGCAGCAGCAGCAGCAGCAGCAGCAGCAGCAGCAGCAGCAGCAGCAGCAGCAGCUGCAGCAGCUGCAGUAGCGGCAGUGGCAGCGGUAGCAGCAGCAGCAGAAGAGGAGGAGCAGGGGGCUAUCACAACCUUCACCACGGCACCCAUCACCACGGCACCCAUCACCACGGCACCCAUCCCCACGGCACCCAUCCCCACGACACCCAUCACCACGGCACCUAUCACCACGGCACCCAUCCCCACGGCACCCAUCACCACGGCACCCAUCACCACGGCACCCAUCCCCACGACACCCAUCCCCACGACACCCAUCACCACGACACCCAUCCCCACGACACCCAUCCCCACGACACCCAUCACCACGACACCCAUCACCACGACACCUCUCCCCACAGCACCCAUCCCCACUUCACCCAGCAGUGGGGUACUGCUGCGGUCGCUGCAACACCUGGUUCUCUCCAACAAUUCCCACCUCUCCCAGUUGCCUCCCUCCCUCACCCUCCUCCUCCGCCUCUCCCAUCUCACUCUGCACUCCCUUCCCCUCCUCUCCUCCCUCCCCACACACAUACACCACCUGCCCUCCCUUCAGGAACUCACACUUCAAGGCUGCCCUGCCAUUUCCUCCCUCCCCCCGACGCUCCUCCUCUUCCCGUCCCUCACACACCUUGAACUGAACGCCCUCAAUUCUCUCACCUCCAUCCCUUCUCCCCCUGUCCCUACAUCCUCCUCCCUGUCUCCCAACCACUCUUCCCCCCGCCAGUCCGCCACUCCACCCUCCUGCUCCUCCACGUCCCCCUCGCUCCCACCUCGUAACUCUCACUCUUCCCCCUCCACACGCCCUUGCUUCCCGAUUCGCUCCAUUGUUCUGCGCUCCCUGAAGCUGGUCUCGCUCCCCUCGUGCCUCCCACUGUUGCCCCAUCUCACUUCUCUCCACCUGUUCGAUCUGCAACAGCUGCGCUCAAUCCCGUCCUCCUAUCACACGGAUGCUGGUGCUGCUGGUGACGAUGAUGUUAAUAAUAAUGACGCUGCGGUUGAUAAUGAUGAUAUUGAUGCUGCUGCAGGCACGGAGCGAGGGGUGGGGGGUGAUGGUGCGGAUGAGGAGGAGAGUGACGGUUCUGAGAGUGGGGGAGAGAGUGGGGAGGACGAAGCAGAAGGAGAGGGAAGUGAGAGAAGCAGGGAAGAUGAGGAGGAAGGAGGAUUAGAACUGGGAGGGAAUGGGCGAAGUGGAGGGCACAGGGGGUGCAUGGAGGAAAGUGGACAUGCAGAAGAUUUACAGGAGUGGGGGGCACAUGUGGGCAGGCAGUGUGCGAGGGAAGCAGCACGAGGAAAGCAGGAAGAGGGUUUGGGGGAAAAAGAUGGUGAUGGCAGUGCUGCUGGGGGGGACGGCAGUGAUGAAUUGCAGCACAAGAGUGUGUGGCGCUAUCUGCUGCAACACGGGCAGCUUACUGAUUGGCCGAGCCUCGUUACAACCUGGCUCACCUGCCGCGCUCGUUACAGAAUGCCCCCUGCUAGCAACGGUGGUAGCAGGGGGCAUUCCUCGGUUGCAGUCACAUGCUCUGCGGGAGGGUCGCCCGCGAUUGUAGCACCACCCGACACGUCAGACUCACCCCGUCAGAUCUCGAUCCUCUUUGCCGCCGGCGGCACGGGCGGCCACGUGUACCCCGCCAUCGCCAUCGCGGACGCCGUCCGAUCCCGCGAUCCAACGGCCGAGAUCAACUUCGUCGGAACCAAGGAGAGAAUGGAAUGGACGGCUGUCCCGCGCGCAGGCUACCCGAUCCAUCCAAUCCCAGCCGUCAGUAUCCGUCGGCCGCUCCUCACCACCCUCUCCAACCUCCUCGUACCGUUCCGUUUCCUCCGCGCGUUCUGCGUCUGCCUGCUCUUAAUCUGGCGAUUAAAGCCCAAUGUCGUAAUAGGCACAGGAGGGUACGUAUCCGCGCCGACUUGUCUAGCAGCGGCGAUCUGUCGCAUACCUCUCGUGUUACAAGAGCAGAACGCUUUCGCGGGAAUCGCCAACCGCCUGCUUGGCCGCUUCGCGAGCGUCGUUUUCGUUGCCUUCGCCGUCGCCCAGAGGUUCUUUCCAACCCGGCGCUGCCACGUGGCGGGGAACCCCACGCGCGCGGUGCUGCGAUCCGUGAGGGAAGCGCGGGACGAGAAGCGGGAAGAAGCAAUUGGGUACUUCUUCCCACGUGCCGCACCUGCCACUGCUGCUUGUGCUGAUGGCGUUGCUGCUGGUGCAGCUGCAACAGGAACAGCAGGGGGGACGGCGGGGGGAGCAGCGGCAGGAGCGGUGGGAGGAGCGGGGCAGAGAGCACAGGUGGUGCUGGUGCUGGGGGGCUCGCUGGGAGCACAACCCAUCAACACAGCCGUCGCAGGCACGCUGCAGCGGCUACUUGAUGGGUCCGGCGGCGGGAGCACGGCAUGUGGAGGAGAUGAGAGCUCGUCCUCUUGCGUCACAUCCCCGCGUUUCUCUCUUGCCGUGAGGUCUCUUUUCCUGCUUCCCUCUCUCCCUUCUCCUCUUUCCCUCGCUCUUUUCUCCUCCUUCCUUCGCUCUUACCAACAGUACUCACGAUCACAGAUUCUAGGUCCUCUCGUUCUGUGCUCUUCUCAUCCUCCUCUCCACGCAUGUCUCACUCGUUGUUUCCACUUUCGCCCGUCCCCUCACCCCUCUUCGUCCCCGCAACCUGCCCUCUCCCACUCCCCCCUCUCUCCGUCCCCUCACCCGUCUCCAUUUCCUCACACCUUUCCUCCUCUUCCCCCUCUUUCCCCUCACACCCCUCGUCCCGCCACCCUCCCGAUGCCCCCUCUCCAACCAUACCCCGUGGUGGGCCGUGGCAGGUUUGUGGAUCGCAUGGAGCUGGCAUAUGCAGCAGCAGAUGUGGUGGUGGCGCGUGCCGGUGCUGUCACGUGCUCUGAGCUGCUCGCUACGGCCACGCCUUGCAUUCUGUGCUCUCUCAUCGCUCAUGCGUCGUGUCACGGAAAUCACGGCAAUGUUGGCAACCACGGCAAUGUUGGCAACCACGGCAAUGUUGGCAACCACGGCAAUGUUGGCAACCACGGCAAUGUUGGCAACCACGGCAAUGUUGGCAACCACGGCAAUGUUGGCAACCACGGCAAUGUCGGCAACCACGGCAAUAUACCAUCACCACAUGUAGCAGAGGAUCACCAAACCGUGAAUGCACAUGCCAUGGUGCAAGCAGGGGCGGCUGUGAUGCUGCCUCAGGACCAACUCUCCCCAGACUCUCUCCUCUCGGCUGUCACCUCGCUGCUUGCGGACGAAGCAAGGAGAGAGAAGAUGAAGAAGUGUGCAGCGGCUGCUGCCACCGCUGAUGCUGCUGACGUCAUGGCCCAGGAGGUGCUGCGACUGGCACAGCAGCAGCAGCGCAGGAAAUUCAAGUCUAAACUCGCCUAG